Ostrea edulis (European flat oyster) is the source of this 7919-nucleotide messenger RNA. Its product is annotated as myosin-IIIb-like. Gene Ontology annotation, biological process: protein phosphorylation. NCBI's taxonomy places the organism in Eukaryota, Metazoa, Mollusca, Bivalvia, Ostreida, Ostreidae. The record is from RefSeq and is a predicted model, not a curated record. The transcript has 39 exons. The coding region runs from base 526 to 5730 and encodes 1734 amino acids. Gene Ontology annotation, molecular function: cytoskeletal motor activity; protein kinase activity; ATP binding. Gene Ontology annotation, cellular component: myosin complex.
CAUCUUGUCGGCGAAGAAAAAAAGAUGAAGAGGAGCGGAUCGAUGAUCUGAUUUUAAUCAGAUUGGGUCUGUACGUACAUGCAUAAUGUAUACCCUGAAAUUGUUCAGUGGACUAUUUUUUUCCCCAUUUAGAUUGGCAGUGCUAGCUAUUCCAGAUGACUUAUAUUUUGUUUGUUUGUGUUUGGGUUUUUUGUUGUUGUUUUUUUUGUUUUUUUUUAAAAAGAUAAGCUGUGAAAUGUGUACGAUGUAAUCUUUGCUAGCCAAGAGUGACGCUCCACGGUGUUUUUCUUUUCACAAUGAAAAGAAAAACGCCCCUUGGCUAGCGAAGGUGAUACACAGUGUUUUUGGAUCCGCAAACGCCAAAACUGUAGGUGGCGCUACAGGUAUUGACAGGUGAGAUUUCAGUUUACAUACGAGCCAAAAAUAAAAACAGGUUUGAUGAAUCGACUAGAGAGCAGAGAAUGUAAACAAAACAUGGAUACACCGUAAAUUUGUUGACAGUUCUGACCGGGAUUGUGUGUGGCCAUGCUGGCGAUUCUGGACCAGUAUAGCCAGGUGAUAAAAUUUUCAGAGCUCCCUGACCCAACGUCGACAUGGGAGUUACAGGCACUAAUCGGGGAAGGGACAUAUGGGGAAAUACACCGAGGCAUCCACAGGGAGUCGGGCGAAGUGGUGGCAAUGAAAGUCCUGGAGUCGAUACACGAGAUGAUUGAGGAGAUUGAGGAGGAGUACCAGAUCCUGCGAGACCUCGGUAACCAUCCCAACAUUCCACGUUUCCAUGGUAUCUACCUCAAUCCACCUACAUCAGGACUCAAUGCAGAGAUCUGGAUGGCAAUGGAGCUCUGUGGACGGGGCUCUGUGACCCAUUUAGCCCGGGAACUGAUUGGACAGGGCCGGGCUCUAGAGGAGGAUCUCAUUGCCCACAUUCUGCGAGAGACCCUCCAAGCUCUGCAGCAUCUGCAUAAAAACCAUGUGAUUCAUAGGGAUGUCAAAGGUCACAACAUAUUGAUCAACGACCAGGGACAGAUUAAACUUAUAGAUUACGGUGUAUCGGGUCACCUCAACAGUACCCUGGCGAGAAAGAACACAUCUGUCGGAACGCCUUAUUGGAUGGCCCCGGAGGUAAUUGCAUGUGAGAGGCAGUUGGAAUAUAACUACGACAUACGAUGUGACAUAUGGUCCCUGGGUAUAACCGCAAUAGAACUGGCUGAUGGCGAGCCACCAUUAUCCGACCUUCACCCCAUGAGAGCUCUGUUUAAAAUCCCAAGCUUGUUGAAUAACGACAAGAGAAAUCCACAACCUCAGCUAGCUAACCCCGAUCAAUGGUCAGACGAUUUUAAAGACUUCAUUGCACAGUGUCUGAUUAAAGAUUUUGAACUUCGUCCAUUUGCUCAGGAUCUUCUUCAUCAUCCAUUUAUCACCAAAAUUUCCAAAGACAUAUCACAGUUUCAGAAACGACUUCGAGAACUGACCUCCAAAAUGGAGACUACCAUACAUGAACCUGAAAUAACAGCCAAAAAAGGAAAACUGAAAUCCAGGCGUAAAUCUCGAAAAGGGACCAUUAAAACAACUGACGAUCUGGCCACGCUGGAAAAUCUGGAUGAGGAGACCAUAGUUUCUCAGCUGGAGUGUCGAUACAGUCAGGGUCAGAUUUACACAUACAUUGGGGACAUACUGCUGGCAGUCAACCCCUUCCGGCCACUCAUCAUAUACACUGAGGAGUACACCCAGCGGUACAGGAAUGCCAGUAAGGAGGACAACCCUCCCCACAUCUUCGCUGUAGCUGAUCAGUCAUAUCAGAGUUUGAUGCAUAAUAGGAAGAACCAGUGUAUCGUAAUCAGUGGAGAAUCUGGUGCUGGUAAAACAGAGAGUGCCAACUUACUGGUCCAACAGCUGACUCAACUCGGCAAGGCCUCCAACAGAACCCUAGAGGACAGAAUCCUGCAGGUCAACCCCCUGAUGGAAGCCUUCGGUAACGCAAAGACUGUAAUCAAUGAUAACUCAAGUCGAUUCGGAAAAUAUCUGGAGAUGUUCUUCACCCAAAAUGGAAUGGUCACCGGAGCCAAAAUCACUGAAUACCUGCUAGAAAAAUCCCGAGUCAUUUCACAAGCAGCAGGUGAGCAGAAUUUCCACGUGUUUUACUACAUUUACGAUGGGCUGAGUUCUGAGGAGAGGGCAGAAUACGACCUCAAAGAAAAAACAAGAUACAGGUAUAUCGAUGAGUAUAGCAGUCGGCCACCAGAUGUCUCUUCAGUAUCGGUGAAUCGAGUCAAGUUCAAGGCCAUACAGCAUUGCUUUGACAUCAUUGGAUUCAAACCAGAGGAGGUGAAAGCAGUGUACAGUGUUAUCUGUGCAAUCUUACAUACGGGUAACAUUGAGUUUGAGGAGAAGGAAAUUACAGAUCACAAAGGGGACGCCUGUGUAAUCGCCAACAUGGAGCUCGUCAACACCAUCUCCAGGCUAUUAGGAAUUCCUACUGUAGACCUGGUGGAGUCCUUGACGACCACAGGAAUGGUGGCAAGGGGAGAGCUGAUCGUCAGGGACAAUUCAGUCCCCGAGGCGAUCGAUUCACGGGACGCCAUGGCCAAAGCGUUGUAUGGACGGUUGUUCAGCUGGAUUGUCAAUCGCAUCAACAGUCUCCUGAAGCCAAGCUCCCAGGGAAAAGAAGACAAUAACCUAAUUGUUGGACUGCUGGACAUUUUCGGAUUUGAAAACUUUCCUAAGAACUCUUUUGAACAACUUCUGAUCAAUAUUGCCAACGAACAAAUCCAGUACUACUUUAAUCAACAUAUCUUUGCAUGGGAAAUGCAAGAAUACCGAACAGAAGGUUUGGAGGGAGUGAACGUCUCAUUUGUGGACAACCGACCUCUGCUGGACAUGUUCCUGAUGAAACCUCUUGGGCUACUAGCCUUGCUGGACGAGGAAAGUCACUUCCCAAAGGCUACAGACAUGUCACUCGUAGAAAAAUUUCACAAGAAUAUUCAAAACAAUAACUACAGCAGACCCAAGGGAAAUAACCUCACCUUCUCCAUCGACCACUAUGCUGGCACGGUUGUGUAUGAUGCAUUGGGAUUUCUGGAGAAGAAUCGCGAUCGACUGCCGGCUGAUGUCGUCAGCAUGUUACGAGCCUCAGGAAAUACAGUCAUUAGAUCCCUCUUCAGCACUCCACUCACCAAGACAGGGAACUUAGCCGAUGGCAGCAUCAGAUCAAGUCGACAGACCCCCACGAGUUCAGUGGGUUCUCCUGGGACCUCAGGACCAAUCACAAUCAUGUCCUACAACUCGAAAUCCUCCAGCAUGGGAGGAAGUCGGAUCUAUGGUGCUCUUGGGUCCGGGUCGACCAGCAUGACUAAAAUUCAGCAGACCGUGGCCACAUAUUUUCGGUAUUCCUUGAUGGAUUUGCUGGCCAAGAUGGUGGCAGGGGCUCCUCAUUUUGUCAGAUGUAUUCGUCCUAAUGAACUGAAGCUUCCUGACGACUUUGAGCCGGAAAAAGUGACCAUUCAGCUUCAAUACACAGGGGUCCUAGAGACAACUCGCAUCAGGCGGGAGGGGUUCUCUCACCGCAUUCCAUUCGCUGAAUUCCUUAAAAGAUAUUCCAUGCUGGCAUUCCGAUGGGAUGAGAGAGUGGAUUACACGCGAGACUGUUGCUUCACUUUGCUUGACCGACUGGAUAUGGCCAUGUACCAACUGGGGAAAACUAAGGUCUUCCUGAAGUAUUACCAUAUAGAGAAGCUGUCUAGAAUGUAUGAGGAGAGAAACAAGAGGAUCAUCUGUAUGCAAGCAGUCAUCCGGAGAUUUCUAGCAGUCAGUCAGUACCACAGACUCAAAUGGCAGAGAGAGAAAGCGGUGAUAAAAAUCCAAGCAUGUAUGAGGAUGUAUUUAACAAGAAAGCAGUAUAAGAAGUUGUACAUUGCACAGAAAACUUCAGCUGUUCAACUACAGAGAGUGUUCAGGGGUUACCUUGUAAGAAAGAAAGUGAAACCUAUAAUAGAGGAGAGAAAGAAGGCAGCCACUACCAUCCAGGCAAGACUCCGGGGGUACCUGUUCAGACAAAGACUGAAACGAUCCAAAAAGGAGCAAGAAAGUGUACUCAGAAUUCAGAAAGCUUUCCGGUCCCGUAAAGCGGCGAAGGCCAGUAAGCAGGAGAUUGCACGGAGAGAGGUCGACAAAGAGAGGGCGGUGCUACUGAUUCAGAGUUUUGUCAGAAUGUGGCAGACUCAGGCUAAAUACCAGAAGCUGCUGGAGUUCAGGUCACAGAAGGAAAUCCAGCUCAGUUUCUUCACUCAGCAGGUGGAGUUGUACAAUAAGGAGAAAUGUGAAAUUCUGAUGAAAAACAACUCACCUGUUCACUUACCGACCAGUGACCCUCCAAAAUCCCCAACAAAACCAGCUAGUGACACAGACACUGCAGUCUAUGCUGUACCCCAGAAAAGACGAGCCCCUCCCCCUCCAAUAUCUCCCCCUAACCUACAGAAACCCCCUCCUGACCUAGGUGAGGAGAGACUGGAUCACAUGAGCAAAAUGAAAGAACUCAAACCCGUGAUGCCAUGGCUAGAGACAGGCUACUAUGACCAGAUAAAUGGAGUACCAAAUCACCUCACAAAUGGACACCCCAGUAAUGAGAAGGAAGUGAGUAAACCUCCUCAAGUGGAGGGUCCUCAGACCAAAGAGAAGGAGCAGGUGCCUGUCCCUGACUACUCGAUGGGGAGGGACAGUGAGAGUCCUCGGACCGAGAAGGAGGUGCCUCUCCCCGACUACUCGAUGGGGAGGGACAGUCCUGUCCUGUUAGUGAAGGCAGAGGUUUAUCCUCAACCCCAACUACCAGACCAUCUCAGGAAACGAGGGGAAGAGAAGACGAUUAUGAAACCAGAAAACAUUAGAUACUACGAUCAGUUCUCCCAUUCCACAACAAGUUCCUACGAGAUUCCCAAGGAUCAGGUGAUAGACUGGGAUCAACCUCUUGUUGAGGCACACGACCACACCAGUGUCUCGGACAGCAAAAAGCCUAAAGCAGGAACUGAAGAGUUUGAGAGAUCGCGGGCUGCAAGGAGUAUUGCUGAGGCAAUUCUGGCUAAUGGAUCUCUCCGUGGCCGACGCCCACCUUCCUUUGAGACCAAUAAAGACUCCUUGUCUUAUAAAGAGGAAUUCUACAAUGAUAGUGACAAGCAAGACCUGGUACAGAAACAGGAGAGACAAGUUAACGGGAUUGUCGCGGGACAAUGGCACCACAGACAGAGGCAAGAGGAAGAAGAACAAAGAGAGGACGUACCCCAACCCCCCGCCCCUCCACCACCCCCACCUCCACCUCCCCCACCCCCAAUAAAACGGGAUCCACCCACUUUCUACAUUCCCCCUCCCCCUACAGAACCUCCCCCUCCUAUCCCUACCAGUGUUACACCUCCGUUUUCAAUUGGAAUUCCUCUGACCAAUGGAAACCCCCCUGUGAGCAAUGGUGUUCCUAAUGGUGUCUCGUCCCCCACAGAAUUGACGAAAGUCAAGUUUCAGUUGAAGCCAGCCGUAAUUCCGCCCUCCAAGAUGAACGGAACAUCGAACAUUGCCCAGGAAUUAAGUAAUGGUAUAGACUUCCGAGGUCGACUACGGAAAACAAACUUUGAGAUGGAUCAGGGAGUCAAACACAAAGAUCCUAACUCCGUGACUCAGGUCGAUUUCCGCCAUUUACUGAGAAAAACAGGGAGGAUCACAUUUAAAGAGAAUGGAGGGGAGAAUUAGAAAUGACCUACAUCAUUGUGAAAUUAGGUCACGUUGACCCAAUUGAAGUUGAAAGAGGAAUGAUAUUUGUUCUGUUAUGAAACAAUCUCAGUCUCUUCUGAUGAGUGCUUUAAAAACUUACUUAUAUUCAAACUACUUGUGAUAUUUUAUUAUGUUUACACAAACUUGUGACUGUGAUAAAAUCUGCAAAAAAUAUUCAUAUCAAAUCUGCAUACCCAUGACUUUAUCCAAAUAUUUCUGCAAUGGCAAUUUUCUGCUAUAGACAAAUUGUCAGCUAAAUUCAUGAAACAGUUGUUACUAUUUUUUCUCCACGCAUAGUUACAUGUAGAUAAUUCGCAUUGCUGUUGGGUGAUUUUCUAUCAGCAGUUGAGUUUUGGACCAAUAUGAUACUAAUCGUUUUUCUGUGCAACACUUUGAUAUAUUCAUUAGUCUUCCGGAAAUGUUGUACGUCCUGGUUAGGUCCCUUUGUUUUAUACAGCUGCUAUAUACAUACACAGCAUGCUCAAUAUCUUAAUGUGCAAUCAUGACAUAGCAUAUAUAUAGAGCGUCUUUCACAUUGGCAAUCUGUCUAUCAUGGUGUUGUCUACAUUUCCUUAGUUUCAUGUUGUGUAAUCAAUUUGUAUAUCCAAUGUUCAGUUAUUUGUAUUAGUAUUUUUUUUUUCAAGAUUCAACAACAAAUUAUUUUGUUCCAAAGGUUUGAGAUCAAAGUUUUAAAAAGUGUAUAUUCCUGUUUGGGCUUAGACAGGGGGAAAAUGUGUUUACUUGGACCCCCGAGAUUACCUUUGACAAACUGUCGUAUCAAUGAAUACCAGAUUUUUAAGCUUUAAUGGGUUUGAGGAUAGAUUUGCAUUCAGGGUUAAAGAAUUUUCAUUAAUAUAUGUAUAUGAUAUAGAGGAAGUGUAAUAUAAUCCCCAAUUUAUUUGUUGACUUUUUUUAUACAUGUAAGCACUUGGUGUUUUUUUAAAUAUAUUUUAUUUAACAUGAUACAUAAAUAUUUAUAAAGAUUCCUCAGCAUUCCGUGACCAAUGGAAAAUUGACAAUUGUUUUAAGGUCACGUACCUCACAAUAAGCAUUAUUCUGAUUUAUGCAUGUACACACAAUGUGUUGCUUACAAACAUGACGGACAAACAACAGCCAGAGUUGUUACUCCUGUGUAGACUUGUGGUCCUUUGGUGGGUUGUAUUUUUUUUUUUUUUUUUUGGUUUAACAAAACCUUUUUCAAUUGUAUAUUAAUGAUGUAUUCCUUUAUUUGUAUAAUUACUGUAUAAGCUUGUGGUUAUUCAGGAACAUUUAAUGAAUUCCAUCGACACCCCCAUCAUUGUAUCUGCCUCUAUGUUAGAUGUAUCAUUAUGUGGAAUAUUUUAUUUGUCACGCGUAUUUAUCAUGUAUACAUGAUUUUUUUUUUGGGGGGGGGGGUUAGAAUGAGGACAUUCCUUUACUUUUUUGUAUACACCUGACACCGUGGACCAUAAUAACUUUUUGUUUGUUUUUUAACAUGUAUAAAUUCAUUAGACAGAUAUUCAUAGACAAGUGGAAGCGUUUUGAUUGAAUAUCAGUGACAGGUGUUUCAUGUAACAGGAUAACAUUGCAUUUUAUAACAGCAUUUCCUCACUGAAAAACAACAAAUUCCUCAUAUUAUAUUUUGACAAUUAAUUGACCUGUUAUUACUUCCUGAUGGUUUACGGAGCACUCUGUUGUCAGAACAUGAAAUCCCUGUUACUGUUUCAUGUCCAGUAGGCAGCAGAGUGUUUUAGAGAGGUACAUGUAGAAUAUCCGUAACAAGAUUUUACAAAUUAGAGACCAAAAUAAACGGUAGAUUUUCUUUUAUAAGAGAAUUUUUUUUUAUUUAUAUCAGAAGCCAAUGAUCAUUUAUAUGAAUUCCGAUCGUUUUUAUUUUUCAUUUAAUGUGUAACUCAUUAAGUAAGCAUGCGUUGCUUAGAUUAUUUUAGCCAAUCAACGUCCCUGAAUUAAGCCUUUUAGAUGCUGCAACACUUGUGCAUGUGAUUUCUAAAGAUUGUUUACUAGAAAUGACGUGAUUAUGAAUUAUUAGACUUACAAAAUUUGCAAUAUACACACAAAUCGAAUCAACAUUCGUUAAAUUUUCAUAUUCUACGGUUGUUAAAAAAUAUGUAAGAUAUAUUGUGGUGCUGUUUCUCAUCAACAGUAGAAAUAAAAGUAUAUGGAAUAUA